Messenger RNA from Acipenser ruthenus (sterlet), 1693 nucleotides. RefSeq names its product sister chromatid cohesion protein DCC1-like. Gene Ontology annotation, cellular component: chromatin; nucleus; Ctf18 RFC-like complex. Bases 244 to 1419 code for a protein of 391 amino acids. The transcript is spliced from 9 exons. Gene Ontology annotation, biological process: maintenance of mitotic sister chromatid cohesion; mitotic sister chromatid cohesion. The record is from RefSeq and is a predicted model, not a curated record. Lineage: Eukaryota; Metazoa; Chordata; Actinopteri; Acipenseriformes; Acipenseridae.
UUCCUGCUAACAUUGCGGGAAAGUCGAAGUUAUAAACAGGAAGGCGUUUCUGGUGCUUUUCAGUAUUAUGCAUUAAUUUGCUAACGUUUUGUUGUAUUUAUAUAAAUCAGUAAACCUCUGAAACGGAAUGUUUCCUUGCAACUAAAUACAGCUUGUUUAUUCGGUUCGUUCAUUUGAGAAAAGCAUUAUUUACAGAACCCUACACGUUAUAUUUAGAAUAUAUAUAAAGUGAAAUGCGCAAAAAUGAGGACACUAGACGAAGUGCAAGCUACACUGCAGAUUGCUAAACUGAACGUGGAUGACUUGAAACCUGUCAUUCAUUGUCUCUCCUUCGGUGAAAACAUCUCGUCUGGGGACUACUGCCUCAUGGAAUUAGAUGACACACUCUGUAAACACAUUGAAGCCGGUAAGAGUCUAGUUAUCAGAGGUGAUAAAGAUGAACAUGCUGUGUUGUGCAGUGAAGAUAAAACGUAUGACCUGAAGAUAGCUGACACCUCAAACCUGCUUCUCUUUAUUCCUGACUGUAAAACACCAGAUCACUUUCCAGAAGACCUACCUUGUCAAAAUCUCAUUCCGUCUCGGAUCUCAGGAUUUUCCAAUUGUUACUGGGAGCUGAGGAGAUGUCGACCGAAAGUAAAGAAACUCAAAAAACUUUUAAUGGACAAUGCAUAUGAAGGGCCUGACAGUGAAAAUGAAAGAAAUUCUACUGAACAAAAGUACUCUACAGAUGACUUGUUGGAAAGAAUUCAAGCAAGCGAGCAAGAACUGUUAAACCAGCUUCAGCUUAUCCAUGCCUGUGAGAUUGAAGGAUACUGGAGGAUUCUGGAGUUUGACUACGAGAUGAAAAUUUUGGGUCAUAUUACCCAACUAGUGGAUUCAGAAUCUUGGUCGUUCAGUAAAGUUACUUUGAGUGUGUGUCUAGAGGAGCUUGGCCCCCUUGAACCAAAGGAGCUGAUUGAACACUGUUUGAACUGCUAUGGCAAGCGAUACACAGCGGAAGCAGGUGAAAUUUACUUUUCUCUGAAUGAAGAUAAAGUGUGCCGAGCUACAGCACAGAUGCUGUUGCAGAACGCGGUCAAGUUUAACUUGUCUGAGUUCCAGGAGGUGUGGCAGCAGAGUGUUCCAGAGGGCAUGACAACCAGACUGGAUCAGCUCAAGGGUUUGGCUCUUGUGGAUCGAUCCUCAAGGCCAGAAACAAUCUUCUUGCUCAAAGUAGAAGACUUACCAGAGGAUACACAGGAAAGGUUUAACUGUCUGUUUGGCAUGAGGGAAAAAUGGACCGAAGAGGCUGUUACCCCCUAUAUACAAGAUUUGUGUGGUGAAAAGCAAACAAUUGGAGCUCUUCUCACUAAGUAUUCUCGUACUUCCAUGCAAAACGGUGUGAAAGUGUACAGUUCUAGACGACCAGUAGCAACUUAACCAUCAGAAGAACUGAGAUCCCAUGGUACAUAUUCCUGGUUCCCUUUUAAGGCUCUUUAAGUCUGUAAUUAUGCUAUUGGUUUUGUAUGCAAGUAUGCACAUUUUCUUACUUCUUACUUCUUACUUAUUGAACUUCUUUAUAUAUUGUAACAUAUAUUGUUUCUGAAAUAUUAUUGAAUGAAGCUAGUAAAACUUUCCAUGUUCACUUCAAUAAUGACCCCAAGGAUUCAUGUUCAAUGUCAUGUUCUGGCACAUAUUAAACUUUAUAUAUAUA